This is a messenger RNA of Ogataea philodendri, 1122 nucleotides long. RefSeq lists its product as uncharacterized. The record is from RefSeq and is a predicted model, not a curated record. Lineage: Eukaryota; Fungi; Ascomycota; Pichiomycetes; Pichiales; Pichiaceae. The transcript has a single exon. Gene Ontology annotation, cellular component: mitochondrion. The coding region runs from base 1 to 1122 and encodes 373 amino acids. Gene Ontology annotation, molecular function: GTPase activity; GTP binding.
AUGUCUUCUCCGCUCUUGAAGGCCGUCCAAGAGGUCCAGCACACUUUCCAGCGAUUGACAAAACAUGUCGCUGUGCCAGUGUCUGGGUUCGAGCCACGGCUGGUUUUCCCCGACUACAGAGUGCCGCUGUCGGACUUCCAGGGCCAUCACAGAGCAGCGUUCACCAGGAUGAAGAAACUGGCUCCGGAAAUUGACCUGGUGAUCGAGUUGCGCGACUCGCGCGCACCUCUCACAACCACAAACUACCUGCUCGAGAAAGUUCUCCGAGGAAAACCGAAAAUCGUGUUGUACACCAAGACACGGCAAUCGAUCCUGUCUCGCCAGAUCUUUGACAAAUGGAACGUCAAAAACGAAACUUGGGGGCUUUUCGAUAACAAGCGCGAAGACCAUUUGGAUAACGUGGUUAAACUCAUCAAAGCCAAAUGCAACGAGAUGGAACCGCUGCCUCCAUUGGGGAUGAAAAUUUUGGUUGCAGGAAUGCCCAACGUUGGAAAAUCGACAUUGGUGAACAGACUGCGACGGAAACUGAUCGACACCAAGAACGGGAACCUCAAAGACGUGGCCCGAGUUGAACGACGCGGAGGAACAACCCGUGCUGUUUCGGAACUGAUCAAACUAAGCAACGACCCGCUAAUAUAUAUCCACGACACGCCCGGAGUGAUGCUGCCCAGCAUGACCAACUCCAAAAGCAUGUUGAUUCACAGUCUCUUGCGGACCGUGGAUGCGCGCAUUGUCGACCCCGUCAUCUCCAUCGACUACUUCCUGUAUCUAGCCAACAUCCAGAGCCCCGACGCCUAUCUCUACAGAGACUUCUACAAUACCCCGACAAACGACGUGAACCGGCUGCUGGAGUCCGUGGCUCGGUCACGAGGCCUUUUCAAAGUGAAAACGGGGAAAAACAAGUACAAAAAGGUGAAAAAUAUGGUGCCCAACUCGACAGUCGACAUGAAAGCUGCUGCCAUUCUGUUGCAAGAGCAUAUCACCAAAUCCGAGCACGACAAGGUGUGUUUCGACAUGGACAUGAUGCGCGACCUUAGUCCUGCUCAAAUUGAGGAGAUCCUCGACGCUGAAAGAGACAGAGUCAUGGCCAUGGAGCUGGACUUGCCUGGUGACAGAGACUAG